UUGACGGCCGGGACUCCAUUUUGUUGGGCGCUUCGCUGCUCGUCAGUCGCUGGUUUCCGCGGCUUCUCUGAGGAGAAAAGUUGAAAAAAGGGUGAAAGUUUGCCGAGGCUGUCGUGGGCUGUGUCGCUGAGCGCAGCGACUGUCCGUUUUGCCUCCCGCAGACGUUGGCGGCGCGGCUCGGAAGCGGCGGCGAGAUGCGGCCCCUGGACGCGGUGGAGCUGGCGGAGCCCGAGGAGGUGGAGGUGCUGGAGCCCGAGGAGGACUUCGAGCAGUUCCUGCUGCCCGUCAUCCACGAGAUGCGCGAGGACAUCGCGGCGCUGACGCGCGAGCGCGGCCGGGCGCACGUGCGCGAGCGCGGCAAGCUGUGGGAGAUGGACAAUCUGCUCAUCCAGAUCAAGACGCAGGUGGAGGCCUCGGAGGAGAGCGCCCUCAACCACCUGCAGAGCGCCGCCGACGGCGCCCAGGCGCGGCCCGGCCCGCGGGCCGAGCAGGCCGAGGAGAAGGCGCGGGAGAUGGCGAAGAUGGCCGAGAUGCUGGUGCAGCUGGUGCGGCGGAUAGAGCGGGGCGAGUCGUCGUGAGCCGCGGGUUCCAGCCGGUGAUUCUGGUCGAGUGAUGGAGAUUGGCCGACACCCCGGAGAAGCUGAAACCAGAGAGCCUUUUGUUUUCCCUCUUUUCUGUCUGCACUCUGUCCUCACUCACACUGCGUUUCUGCUAUGGUCUGUGGUUGAUGACCUCAAUAUGAGUUUAGAUUGUUAAAUGUUUUCGUUGGAGGAAGUAACUUUUGUUUGGAAAUGCUCUCACCUACAGGAAUUGGGGCCUAGAUUGUAAGCUCUUACGGCAGUCACAUUCGUUUAUGGGCUUUGGUUAUUAUUUCUAAAUUUUUGAGAUGCUUUGCUCUUUCUUGUGUGACGUGUUAGCUCCCUGGAACUUUGCGUCUGUGACAUGUGAGACUCAGAAUUGGGAGUCCUGCGGCUCUGGAGGUGCUGAAGGAGCUGCGAUCAUUCUAGAAGACGACUCCGUGUAGCAACUGUGGAGGAAGGGACCAGACUUCAACUGGGAAUGCCGAUGAGCCUGAUCCGGCAAGGACUGAUGGACCGGGAGGAAGGGGGGGGAUAGUAUUGUUUGUACUGGGAGACUUUAAUUCCUGUGUGAGACCAAAGGAGGAGAGACAUACUUUGUUCAAAAUUUAAAUUCUGUGUGAUACACCAUCUGAUCUAACCUGUCUGGUGUUUGUUUGGACAACCUAACUCAGCUCUAUUUCCAUGGGACCUAGAGGAGGAGAUGAGAUCUUAACAUUCUAUACAAGUCGGUGUAAUAGGGGGUUCUGGGCAUAAAACAAAAGCUAUUUGCAAAGGCCUUUGAGGAGCUGCGAAGAAAAGCAUGCAACUGUCUAUGCUGGACCUUAACUGGUCAGUGAAGAGGCAUCUUCAAAGUUCCUAUGUUGUCCAGGUAUAAGUUUGAGUAGCAGACCUGAUGAGUAUUUGAGGUCAAAACCCUACCAUGUUUAAAAAAAAAAAAACUUAACCAUGUUAAUAAACUUAUUCGUUUGCUUGAAAAGA
This is a messenger RNA of Heterocephalus glaber (naked mole-rat), 1559 nucleotides long. RefSeq names its product MORF4 family-associated protein 1. The record is from RefSeq and is a predicted model, not a curated record. Lineage: Eukaryota; Metazoa; Chordata; Mammalia; Rodentia; Bathyergidae.